AUGGCUGCUGAACCCCCCGCAAAGAAAAAGUGCCUUGGCGUCGACUGCGACAAUGACGCCGGCACCCUUCAGUGCCCAACCUGCCUCAAGCUUGGUAACAAGGACUGCUUCUUUUGCUCCCAGGACUGCUUCAAGAAAAGCUGGGGCACGCACAAGUCCAUGCACAAAUCUCAAAGUAAUAUCCUGCACCACCUGCUCGCCCCGAAAGCCAUCUCACCAGAUCCAGCCACCGGUUUCUACAAUCCCUUUCCGAGCUUUCCAUUUGCCGGCAAACUGCGACCCGUCUACCCUCUUUCCGAGCACCGCACUGUCCCGCGAUCGAUCCCCCACCCCGUCUGGUCCGAGGACGGCAACCCAAAGUACAGCCGCUCGCUCAGCAGCCGCACCAAGUUUGAGAUUCUCGAUGCAAAGGGCAUAGAAGCCAUGCGCAAGGUCGCCAAGCUUGCGCGCGAGGUCCUCGAUCUGGCCGCCGCCGCCGCCGUCCCCGGCGUCACCACCGACUACAUUGACGAGAUUGUACACAAAGCCUGCGUCGAGCGCAAGUCGUAUCCAUCGCCCCUCAACUACAACCACUUUCCCAAAUCUUGCUGCACGUCGGUCAACGAGGUCAUCUGCCACGGCAUCCCCGACAAGCGCAUCCUACUCGACGGCGACAUCCUCAACAUUGAUGUGACCCUGUACCACGAGGGCUACCACGCCGACCUGAACGAGACGUACUACAUUGGCGACCGCGCCAAGGCAGACCCGGACAAUGUGCGCGUCGUAGAAGCGGCCCGCGAGUGCCUGGACGAGGCCAUCAAGGCCGUCAAGCCCGGUGUGCAGAUUCGCGAAUUUGGCAACAUCAUCGAAAAGCACGCCAAGAUCAAGGAAUGCAGCGUCAUUCGCACGUACUGCGGUCACGGCAUCGGCAAAUUGUUUCACUGCCCGCCCAACGUACCACACUACGCCAAGAACAAGACACCUGGCGAGUGCAAGGCCGGCAUGACGUUUACGAUUGAGCCCAUGAUUGCGCUGGGCAAGUACCGAGACAUUACGUGGCCGGAUAACUGGACGAGCACGACGAUCGAUGGCAAGCGCACCGCUCAAUUCGAGCAUACCUUGCUGGUAACAGAAGACGGCGUCGAGGUGCUGACGGCGAGAAACGAAAACUCUCCUGGCGGUGCGAUUCCCAUGCCUACAGCGGCGUAA
Beauveria bassiana ARSEF 2860 is the source of this 1188-nucleotide messenger RNA. RefSeq names its product methionine aminopeptidase. Bases 1 to 1188 code for a protein of 395 amino acids. The record is from RefSeq and is a predicted model, not a curated record. Gene Ontology annotation, molecular function: metalloaminopeptidase activity. NCBI's taxonomy places the organism in Eukaryota, Fungi, Ascomycota, Sordariomycetes, Hypocreales, Cordycipitaceae. Gene Ontology annotation, biological process: proteolysis. The transcript has 4 exons.